UAGCAUUUCUGUCACUAAAUUUUGAUUAACCGGGAAAGCCGUUGGUCUCUUUCCCGCUUACAAAUUUACAAAAUAAGUGAAAGAUAACUUUAUUAAUUAACAAAAAUUGUGUUUGUGUUUGUGUACGUUAAUAUAGGAAAAUUUUAUAAACCUGUUUCGUUUUUGAUCGCUGUUAAAUCAAGUUUAUUAUGCCUCCAAAACGUAGAAGACAAAGUCAAACAGAUGUUUCUGUAAGGGCGAAAAGAGUUAAAUUUACACUUGACAAUGCUAGAAUACCCGAAACCGAUGUGGAAGGAGUGGUAUUGGUUACCGGAUCUGGGGACACAGGACAGUUGGGCUUGGGGCCUGACGUUAUGGAAAAAACCAGACCUGCUCUGGUAAAUUUGGAACAAGAAAUUGUUGAUAUUUGUGCUGGCGGUAUGCACACAGUGUGUUUGACUAAAGAUGGAAAAGUUCUUACUUUUGGUUGCAACGAUGAAGGAGCUCUCGGUAGAGUUACAGAAGGUAAAGAUGAUGCCGAAUUUACGGCUGGGGAGGUAAAAUUACCCGGUAGAGUUAUGCAAGUGUCGGCCGGUGAUUCCCAUACGGCGGCUUUGAUGGAAGAUGGUAGAGUUUUCGCAUGGGGAACUUUUCGUGACUCCCACGGCAGUAUGGGCUUGACGUUGAACGGCAACGAAAAAAUGCCGUACGAGAUCCUGUCGAACGUGCACGUGGUGAAGAUAGCGUCCGGCGCCGAUCACAUAGUUUUUCUGACGAACUCCGGGGAGGUGUACACCUGCGGCUGCGCGGAGCAGGGUCAGCUAGGCAGAACGUCCGAGAGGGGGAGCAGCAGGCAUUCGCGCGGUUCCAUCGGUAAGGGGGCUCUAGAAAAACUCCUUAAACCUGCGCCGAUAAGCUUAAAACCGAGCUUAAAACUGCACUUCGACAACAUUUGGACCGGCACCUACGGCACAUUCUGCAAAGUGGCGAACAAAGACGACGUUUACGUAUUCGGACUGAACAAUUACUACCAACUGGGACUGGACAUCGUGGGCCCGCAGUACGUGCCCGUGCUGUCGAAGGAGUUCUCGCGGCACGAGUGGAACCUGAUCACGUGCGCGCAGCACCACACGAUCUGCCUGACGACGGGCGGCAAGGCGUACGCGAUCGGGCGCAAGGAGUACGGGCGGCUCGGGCUGGGCGAGCAGUGCGACGAGGCGCGCGAGCUGAAGGAGAUCGAGGCGCUGAGCGGCGAGGAUCUGGUCGACGUUGCCUGCGGCUCGUCCGUGUCUUUCGCCGUGACGAAGAAAGGUGACCUCUAUGCCUGGGGUAUGGGGGACGGGGGCCAAUUGGGCACUGGCGAAGAGGAGGAUUGCUUCGAACCGAAGCUAAUAAAGAGUAAGCAGCUACAGGAACGUAAAGUUUUCCGCGUAAGUGCCGGCGGGCAGCAUACAGUCAUCUUGGCAAUAAACAAUAACAAUAACUGAUAAAAUAAGGAAGAAAAACAAUUUAUAGUGAGUAAGAACUAAAAUAAAGUAAUUAACAAUUUAAAGGGUGUUAAAGGUAUGUAUUUAUUAUUUUAGUUUUAUUAAAUUACCUACACAUUUUGGCGACCUUAUCACUUUAUUAACACUCCAUUAAAUUUACUUUUAUUGAAUUUAAAUACAAUAUUACGCUGGAUAAUGAAGACAAAAUAAUUGUUAUUAAUUUACUUGUUAUAAGUUAUUGUGAAUGAUUUGUGUUUUACAGUUUGCAUGGUUAUGAAAAACAUGUCUUUAUUUUUAUAGUUCCACAGUUUUUUAUGGAUAAAUUAAGGAUAGAACGUUUCAUAACUAAGUUAUUGUAGUGUGGAUUUAGUUAUACUUUUAUGAAUUUUACAAAACUGCUCUGUUUGUACUACUGCCAUUUAUGUAUUUAAUAUUUGUAUUAUCAGUGUAUAUUAAUUUAUGUUUAUAUUGUUAAUGUACAAUAAAACUCAACCAUUACCAAGAA
Brassicogethes aeneus is the source of this 1971-nucleotide messenger RNA. Lineage: Eukaryota; Metazoa; Arthropoda; Insecta; Coleoptera; Nitidulidae. The record is from the annotation of a GenBank genome assembly.